CCUCUCAAAACAGCACUCAUUCGAAUCAGUGAUUUAUUUGCAUAACAAAAGACGUCAACCACAAAACGUCACACCUCGUAAUCGUUUGGGUCUAACUUUAUCCCAAUUGCGAUCAAUGCGCGCAGGCGCCACUAUACGUGACAGGUAGCUAAGCCAGGUGUUUCAUUCACAGUUUAGCGUUUGGAAAGCUAGUUACACCAUGUCUGACUACAGCAGCGACGAAGAAUAUGAUUUCAGCACACAACCAGAAGGAUAUCUGUAUGAACCCGAAUAUACGGAUGCAGAACUCUAUCAGAUGGAGGUAGAACGGGCAGAGAGAGAGAGAGAGAUGGCGAGCAGAGAUGUGGAACGUGAAAUCGGGGCCGCAGCUGCGAGACCUCGAGUGACUGAUACAAGGUGGUGUACGUGCAACAAGUGCGAAGUUAUGCAGACCGAGGUUGAGUGCUACUGUUGCCAUGAAUGGGACCUCGUAAUGCCUCGCAUGCAGGACCUUUCCAUUGACGAGGAGGCUGGCGCAUCAGCAGCUGUCUGCAUCGCCAAUAACAACGACUUGCCUGCAAUCCUGAAUGCUGGUGUCCUCGAGACUUUUUUCCACAUCCCGAAAAUAAACUGGAAAAAGCGCCCCAAACCUGCUGGACCCGAUGGCCAGUUGUCUGCAGAACAGUACAGGCUGGUCGCCUAUCGCAUCAUAAUGGAAUGGGCUCUGAAAGGACAGACGCUUGGUCCUGGCAACAGAAGAGUUCUUCCCUCCUGCAUGGUGGCGCUAAUAAGAAGAACAUAUCCAUCACCAAGUGGACAAUAUGCUGGUUUCAAAGAGUCAAAUGAUGCACUGCAAUUGUUUUAGAAUUUUAAAAAUCAAAAGCUUUACUGUGAAUUUCUUUUUGACGUGCAAUUUCCUAAAAAUACAAAACAAAUGUAAAG
Molecule: messenger RNA, 921 nt
Organism: Chelmon rostratus (copperband butterflyfish)
Lineage: Eukaryota; Metazoa; Chordata; Actinopteri; Chaetodontiformes; Chaetodontidae
Exons: 2
Coding region: 200-844 (214 amino acids)
Source: RefSeq, a predicted model, not a curated record